Molecule: messenger RNA, 642 nt
Organism: Prinia subflava (tawny-flanked prinia)
Lineage: Eukaryota; Metazoa; Chordata; Aves; Passeriformes; Cisticolidae
Gene: TSGA10
Product: testis specific 10
Exons: 6
Source: RefSeq, a predicted model, not a curated record
CGGCGGGCUGCGGGCGCGGCUCGGUGCUCGGAGUGGUUUCGGAUCCAGAAGUCUUGCAAAUAUUGAGAUAAUAUUGAGAUUGCGAAGAACUUGAGUCAACAUGGAAAAUAAAUGAAUGUCAUGACAGAAAUUCAGGAUAACUUCAAAGUUUUAACAGCUGAGAGAGACAAAAUUCUCAAUCUUUAUGAACAGGCACAGGAGGAGAUUUCCCAGCUUUGACAGGAAGUUAUAAAAUGCCCCAGGUCUCCUAAAAGCACAGUGACAGCUCAAGCUAUAUCAAUACACAUGGAGAUAGAAAGGGAUACAAGGCUGACAGAUUUCCAAAGGACGCCCACAGAACGUGAUAGCCUCAGGGAGCACUUACAGAUUUCCCAAGAAACUGCGUUUAAUGAAUAGGCUCAUUUGGAAUAGAGAAUUGAAGAGCUUGAAACUACUAUUCACCAUUUAGAUAGUGAACAGUUAGAACAGAUGUCCAAAGUGGCACUAAUGAAAGACACCAUUCAUUCGCUGGGAACUGAGAUGAAAAGAUUGACAAGAAAAAUGCUGGAUUCUGGAACUGAGCUGAGCUGACAGGAAGCUGAACAUGCUUCUCUUUGUUUAUUGAAUGAAAAGACAGAACUGAGUCGUUCAAAGAUUCAGUGA